GUCCCAGUCUCUAUCUUCUGCUCAUUGAAGGUGAAGAAAACAAAUGGCGGACACUAAGGUUGAGUCGGGAACCGAAAAAAUCCCGAAAUCAGGCCCUUCUCCUGCCGCUAAAUCCUUGCCAUACCAAGUGCCUUCAUGGGCCGGCAAGCCUACACAAGGCCUUCAUCUAGAUGUUAUGAAAAUGGACAAACUAGUCGAGAAACUCAUCAUAGAUGAGAAGCCGUGUUAUUUAUUUGGGAGAAACAAGGACGUCUGUGACUUCAUGGUGGAACAUUCCUCAUGCUCGCGUGUUCAUGCAGCUCUGGUGUUUCAUCGGCACCUCAAAAGAUGCUUCUUGGUGGACCUUGGAAGUACUCAUGGCACCUACAUUGGAACAAUAAGAAUUGAGCGUAACAAACCCACCCAAGUUCAAGUUGACAGUGUGAUACGGUUCGGUGCAUCAACUCGUACAUAUACUCUCAGAGAGAAGCCUACUGGCUCAGGGAGCAAGGUGGAAAAGGGAGAUGGUGAUAUUUCACAAGACAGUACUACAGGGGGACUGCUAGGAUUACCAGAGUCAGAUACAGAGCUUGAUGAUCUCACAGAGUUCAACACUGCCCACAAUAAGCGUCUAGCGUCAGUUGGUCUGGAAGAGUCUACAAGUAGUCUUAGUAGUUUAUCUUCCCUCAAGCGCAAGAGACGAGCAUCACAUAUUGUGGCUUUCAAGGAUGUAGAAGAGAUUAUUAAUCCAGAGGAUGUUGAUCCAAGUGUGGGGAAGUUUAGGAAUAUGGUACAUACUUCAGUUGUUGUUCCAACCAAGAAAAUGCGAGGGGCUGGACCUGGUGGGGGACCUACUAUGACGGAAAACAUCACAAAGCGACUGCAAAAUUUUCCUUACUCUCAAGGCUUAUACACCAAUCUACCAUCAGCAACAGGGGAAGAACCUACAAGUCCAACCUCCCCUACUGCAUCCCUUCCCAAACUGAACAUCACAUCAGCUCCCGAGGUCAUUUCUCCUGACCAACAACAGAUAAACAUUGAACCUCAACCUUCUGUCGUGCAGCCUGUAGCUAUGCCAGGCGUACCAGCAGAGGCACCUAAGAAGAAGUAUGCCAAAGAGGCGUGGCCUGGCAAAAAACCUACACCGUCACUACUGAUAUAAUAGUCUUUUUCCUUAAAGUUUAGAUAGGCUCAUUUAUAGGCAAUGUUCUUGGAUGCAUGUCUAGAGGGGGGUCAGAGGGGUCUGGGGAAAUGAGUUCGACUCUGCUCAACCCUUUUGUUGGCAGAGAAGAUGGUUAAUUUUAUGUGUGUAUUGAGAGCGCAAAUUUCUAGAUGGAUCUGUUCACCUAUUACAAGAGCUAAGGGUGCCGAUUUGAGGUUGAGCUUGAUCUGUGACUUACAGUACUACUGGACCCCAGCCUGCCUUUGCCUCUGUUACUUCUUGUUUAGUUCAACAUCGUGAGGUAGGAGGGUGAUGCUUUAGAGUCCAAAGUGCCAGGUUAAACAGUGAUGAGAAUUAAUUAUAACCACCAAUAAUCUGUUAAAAUUUCAUAUAAGCUUUCUUUCAAACACUUCAACUUUAUCUCAGUACCAAAUGAGUAAAUUAUAGGCAUUAUCUCUCAGGUUCAGCGGAUAACAUUUGUAUCACCCUUUUAAAAGGCUCCCUCUGGGGUUUGUAGAUAGCUUUGACUAGCUGCCCAACCUUUUGCAAUAUCAUUGCUUAAAUGUUCUUAAUAAUGGCACACAGCUAGAUGCAGGGGUGCCCCCAUGGGUUCAGUAGAACUGUCUCUAACCAAAAGGUACUUUGGGAUAAACAAUCAUAAAAAUCACCUUUUAAAUGUUAGUAGGAAUUAUGUGUUAUAUGUUAGUUUGCUAGCUAGUUCAUGUCUUAUGGGAGUGUUCUUUAAAUACCCUGAGAGGGAAGAGGGAGGGAGCGAAGAUAUUGGGGGAUCCCAAAAACUUUAACCACCCAAAGCUCCGUAAAAAAGGGCUUUCUAAGGGGUGACAAAUUUUUGUAUGAGUUCUACUGAAAUCCUGGGGGUUGUUAAAGGGGGGAGGGGCUGCACAUUUGUUUUCUUUACACUGAAGAGUUGGGAUCUGAAAUUUUAAGGUGAACUAAGUCAAAAUCUCUUCCUCCACCCCUCCCCCUUACUCGGGAUAUUUAAUGAACGUAAAGUAAGAUUACCCUUUUGUGGUAAAUAAAUGAAUAUACCCCCUUUUCAAUAAGAACGGAAUAUGGUGAAUUUUGGAUAUUUGUUUAUUCAGAAAUUGUUGAAGGUAUUAGGUACAUAAACAUUGUUUUGUGGUUU
Nematostella vectensis (starlet sea anemone) is the source of this 2288-nucleotide messenger RNA. RefSeq names its product nuclear inhibitor of protein phosphatase 1. The coding region runs from base 44 to 1141 and encodes 365 amino acids. NCBI's taxonomy places the organism in Eukaryota, Metazoa, Cnidaria, Anthozoa, Actiniaria, Edwardsiidae. The transcript has 7 exons. Gene Ontology annotation, cellular component: nuclear speck. Gene Ontology annotation, molecular function: mRNA binding; protein binding; protein serine/threonine phosphatase inhibitor activity. The record is from RefSeq and is a predicted model, not a curated record.